AAGGCUAGUGUUAGUGAGAUCGCCUUCCGGUGGGCAAGAGUCUUGGGCUCCUGAGGGAGCUAGGACAGGAUUUUGAAUUCCUGACUUCCUGGCAAUCCUUAAUAGAGCACUCUAGGCGCCCCAAGUUUGAAGCCGGACUACCUCCCUGGAGGUAGCCAAACCUUCAGCCGGCAGUUCUCAGUAGAGUUUUAGUUCCACUGCAGACGGAUGGGCCGGGAAUCCCAGGGGAAAGAGGAGACUGGGACUCCUAGGGGUCUAAUGAGUGAGAGUUGAGGAAGAAGCACCCCUUUCCAGGCCUCCGUUUCCCAGACUGUGAUGGGGAGGGCGGAGAAGGAUUGUGCAGUCGCCUGCCGCGGCCUCCCUGCACCCUUUUGACAGCCGCUUCCCUCUCGGAGUAGCUGUUGGGUUAACGUUUUCCUCUGUGGAGCUUUGGGGUCAGGCAGUCCUGGGUUCACCUCCUGAUGGUGUUGCUGAUUCGGUGUGAACUCGGGUCUUGAUGGGUCCUUAAAGCAAUUUCACUUUAAUAUUUUAUUAUGUUUUAUUAUGAAAAUGUUCCAACUUAUAUAAAAGUGAGAGAAUAAUAGAAGAAUCCCUAUCGCCCAGAGUUACCAAUUAUUAAUAUUUUUUGACAUAUUGGCUGGAUAUUUUUUUAAGAUUAAAUAUAUAAGGCAAAUUCUAUCCAUCGUGACAUUUCACCCGUAAAUACCUCAGGAUACAUGUGUAAAAAACAGAGACAUUUUUACAACAUUGUAAAUUAACUAUACUUAAACUUUAAAAAAAAAUUUUAAUUUUUAAAAAGCACACACGCACACAAAAAAGCAGGGACAUUUUCCUCCAUGACCACAAUACUAUUACACUUACAAAAGCAACCCUAAUAUUACCUAUUACUUGGUCCAUAAUCAAAUUCUCCUUCUGAAAAAAUGCCUUUAAAAAAAAGAAGUUUCACUUUUUUGAAUCAGAAUCCAUUCAAGUCAUUGUUAUGUCUCUUAAAUUGCUCUUAAUCUCAAACAGUCUCACCUCCACCCCACCCUGUUUUUUUCCUUGGCAAUUGAUUCAUUGAAGAAACUGGAUCAGUUAUUCCGUUAUCAUCCCACCAUCUGAACUUGUCUUUUUGCUUCUUUGAAGUGGUGAUGGCCUUUCACUUAUUCCUCCAUUAUUCCCGCUGCACCCCCCUCCCCAAUUGCCACACCCUUUCUCUAUGGAUUAACCUAAUGUGGACUUUUCACAUCAAUGGAAUCUUUUUCCUGUCUGGUUUCUUUCAUUUAGCAUAAUGUUGUCAAGGUUCAUCCAUUUUGUAGCAUGUAUCAGUACUUCUUUUUAAAGCUAAAUAAUAUCCCUUUGUAUGAGAUAUACCAUAUUUUGUUUAUCCACGCGUCAGUCAAUGGACAUUUGUGUUGUUUCCACUUUUUGGCUAUUGUGAAUAUGCUGCUUGCACUUGUGUACAAGAUUUAGUGUGGACAUAAGUUUUCAUUUCUUUUGGCGGUGGAAUUGCUGAAUCAAAUGGUAACUCUGUGUUUAGCCUUCUGAGGAACUGCCAGACUUUUCCAAAGUGGCUGCUUCAUUUUGCAUUCCCACCCUCAGUGUCUGAGUGUUUCAAUUUCUCCACACUUGUUAUGAUCCAACUUUUUUUUUUUUUUGGCCAUGCCGAGUGGCAUGCGGGAUCUUCCCCGACCGGGGAUCGAACCUGUGUCCCCUGCAGUGGAUGAGCGGAGUCUUAAUCACCGGACUGCCAGGGAAGUCCAUCGUCUGACUUUUUGACGCUUUCCCGUCAGAUCAGAUCGGGGGCCAGAAAGGUCCAGUCCUCUCUGCGUGGGCCCCCUCUGGACACACAGCCCUGCAGCUGCCCCUUCCUUACCCCCCAGGAUGACACGCCACGGCAAGAACUGCACGGCGGGGGCCGUCUACACCUACCAUGAGAAGAAGAAGGACACAGCGGCCUCAGGCUACGGCACCCAGAACAUUCGACUGAGCCGGGAUGCCGUCAAGGACUUCGAUUGCUGCUGCCUCUCUCUGCAGCCGUGCCACGACCCUGUUGUUACCCCCGAUGGCUACCUGUAUGAGCGGGAGGCAAUCCUAGAGUACAUUUUGCACCAGAAGAAGGAGAUCGCCCGGCAGAUGAAGGCCUACGAGAAGCAGCGGGGCGCCCGGCGUGAGGAGCAGAAGGGGCUGCGGCGGGCGGCCGCGCAGGACCAGGUGCGGGGCUUCCUGGAGAAGGAGGCGGCCAUCGUGAGCCGGCCCCUCAACCCCUUCACGCCCAAGGCCGCCUCCGGGGACUGCCCAGAUGAUGCCCGACCCGGGUCCAGUGCGGGCCCCACAGGCAAGGACAAGGACAAAGCGCUGCCCAGCUUCUGGAUCCCAUCGCUGACCCCCGAGGCCAAGGCCACCAAGCUGGAGAAGCCGUCGCGCAUUGUGACCUGCCCCAUGUCCGGGAAGCCGCUGCGCAUGUCCGACCUGACGCCCGUGCGCUUCACGCCGCUCGACAGCUCCGUGGACCGCGUGGGGCUCAUCACGCGCAGCGAGCGCUACGUGUGUGCCGUGACCCGCGACAGCCUGAGCAACGCCACACCGUGCGCCGUCCUGCGGCCCUCUGGGGCCGUGGUCACCGUGGAGUGCGUGGAGAAGCUGAUUCGCAAGGACAUGGUGGACCCCGUGACCGGAGAGAAGCUCACGGACCGCGACAUCAUCGUGCUGCAGCGGGGCGGCACGGGCUUCGCGGGCUCCGGAGUGAAGCUGCAGGCCGAGAAGUCCCGGCCAGUGAUGCAGGCCUGAGCGCGCGGUAAACCAAAUAAAUGGGCUUGUUGGACGCGACAGGCCGUGUGGCGCCGUCAUUCACCGCGCCAGAGCCCGGUGACAGCGUGAGCUCAGGAAUGACUGCGCUUUGAAAGCGUGGGCUAAAAAUAUUUGAUUGUGGUCUCACGUUAAGAGUAAUAUCUGAAUCGAAUGCAAACGCACAGCUUUAAAUGGGUUGAGUGGCCAGAGGUCGGAGUCUGGGCCGCGACCACAGGAGGGCGCCACUUUAACGGACUGUAGAAGUCCCCGCACUUUCUUUUGAGUUAAACCAAAUUUGAAGCCCAGGAGGCGACCCGGAACGCGUCUCCCGUUGUAAAGUUUGAUAAGACACGUAAAGGAAAUGAAGUGCUGUGUGUGACUGAGAAAGCGAACAGCCGGCACCCUGUCUAGAGAAGGCAGUCAGGAACGCUUCCUCCCCCAUCACCUGGAGGCUGGAGGGUGAAGAGGAAGAGGAAACCGCAAGUGCAAAGUCCUGGAGGCAGCGCUCGGCAGGUGUGACAAGGGAGGAGUUCAGAGCACCCAGGCCUAGUGGACCUGCCUGGAGCUCAGACUUGACUAGGAGGGCAGGGGUGGCCUUUAAAGCUAUGUUUUUAAUAACCAUUGAAUCACAAAAGCAGACCCUGUGCAGUGUGGAGAACCAGAGCAUACAGUCAAGCAAAGAUUGCAAAAAUAAAGUCUUAAAAGUCCUGA
Messenger RNA from Globicephala melas (long-finned pilot whale), 3480 nucleotides. RefSeq names its product nitric oxide synthase interacting protein (gene NOSIP). Lineage: Eukaryota; Metazoa; Chordata; Mammalia; Artiodactyla; Delphinidae. Gene Ontology annotation, cellular component: nucleus. Gene Ontology annotation, molecular function: ubiquitin protein ligase activity. The record is from RefSeq and is a predicted model, not a curated record.